AUGUGUCUCCUGACGCAGUUCACUCUGCUCCUGUGGAAGAACUUCACUCUCCGGAAGAGACAAAAGGUGCGGCUGGUCGUUGAAGUGGUAUGGCCUCUGUUUCUCUUCUUCAUACUGGUGUGGGUGCGGUCCACCAAUAAGCCUCUCUAUAAAGGCCAAUGCCACUACCCAAAUAAAGCCAUGCCGUCGGCUGGCGUGCUGCCAUGGUUUCAAGGUAUGAUGUGUAACAUCAACAAUCCCUGUUUGAACUAUCCAACGCCGGGGGAGACGCCAGGCCAAGUCAACAACUUCAACAACUCCAUAAUUGCCGGGAUGUUGAUAGAGCUGCAAACCCUCCUAGUGAACAGAUCCAUUCUCAGCAAGGCACAGUUGCUGGCAGAUGACCUCAACCAGUGGGAUUCAGUCCUGUCGCAGUCUAACCCCGGUGAUGCUCAACCAGUGAUCCUAAGGAGUAUUCUCAGAGACGAUGAAACUUUCUCCACUCACCUGAAACAGAAUUUGUCGCUGCCACCAACAGUGGUCCAAAGCCUCAUGAAUGCUGAGAUUAAACUCAAUCCAAUGAUGGGCAUCCCAAGGCCAGGCAACCUGAGGAGCAUCCUGUGUGAGGGGGCAGAUCUGGAUGAAUAUAUCCAAUUUAGCAGCCGAGCUGAAAAGGAGGCUUUUCAAAAUGUCAGCUGCUCCCGUGAUCCACAACAGCUGAUUAAUGCCCAGCAAGUGCUCCUGCAGAACCUGGAUGCGAGGAAAGUGCUUUCUGAGGCACCUUCAGCUUUGGAUCUCAAUCGAACAGACACAGUCUCACUGACGGGGAAAACCAUUCAAGAUGCAUUACCAGUGAUUGAGGAGAUGGCCAGACUGCAGAACUCCAUGAUCUUUAAGGCCGCAAGUUCUUUGGAUUUCCAAAGGGACAUGAUUGGCAGUAUCAAUAUGCUACUUUGUGGAAAGCAGCUUGACAUCAGUUUACGCUCAACUAGACAGAUGGAUAACAACACGUCUGUCUCUGUUACGAGCAACAGUUCCGAUGCUUUUUGUCAGACUCUUCUCGACACCCUGGAGGGCACACCUGGUCUGCGCUACAUUUGGAGCACCUUCAAGCCGUUACUGCAAGGGAAAGUCCUCUACACACCUGAUACACCUGCUGUUCGCCUCAUGGUGAAAGAGGCAAAUAGCACAUUCAAUGCCCUGGCUAUGCUGAAAGAGCUGGCUGAUUUGUGGGAUGAACUCGGGCCACGUGUCUGGGAUUUUCUUCAAAACAGCCGUCAAGUCAAUGCAUUACGGGCUUUGCUGGCAAAUCCAGUGUCUGCUGCUGUCCUCAACCAGCGUCUGAACGGCACGGAAUGGACAGCGGAGCAACUGGCCAACUUCCUGUACAAUGGGCAUCCAGAGGAUCGACCCCCCGGCAUGCCGCCCUACGACUGGCGAAAUGCUUACAACGCCACAUCGGAAAUCCUGAAGCUUCUCUCCAACUUCCUUGGUUGUUUAGACCUGAACAAGUUUGAGGCAGCCCCUACCGAAAACCAUCUGGUGAGCAGAGCGCUGGAGCUUCUGAAGAAUGAUACGUUCUGGGCUGGCGUUGUCUUUGAAAACCUCCAGCUGAACUCCAGCCAACCCCCUCCAUAUGUCAAAUACAAAAUCCGCAUGGACAUUGAUGAUGCAGAGCGUACCAGCGAAGUGAAAGACAGGUCAUGGUCUCCCGGGGCUCGAGACAACUCCUUUAACGACCUGCGCUAUAUAUGGGGAGGCUUCUCCUACCUGCAGGAUAUGAUGGACCAUGGUAUUAUACGAGUACAAACGUCAAAGACCCAACCACUCGGUGUUUUUGCACAGCAAAUGCCAUACCCCUGCUUCGUAGAUGACAGGUUCUUCCGGUUUCUGGCAAGCUCCCUCCCCUUAUACAUGACUUUAGCCUGGAUCUACUCAGUUGCCAUGAUCGUUAAGGGCAUCGUCGCAGAGAAAGAGGCGAGGCUUAAGGAGACCGUGAGGAUCAUGGGCCUCAGAGACUCCAUCUAUUGGCUGAGCUGGGCAGUGUCCAGCGCACUGCCAUUGGCCUUCAGCGCUCUUCUCCUUUCCUUUAUACUGAAGUACGGCAAAGUGCUGCAAUACAGCGACCCCUCGGUCAUCUUUGUCUUCCUGCUGGUGUUUUGCCUGGCCACCAUCACUCAGUGCUUCUUCAUUAGCGUCUUCUUCUCGAAGGCCAACUUAGCAGCGGCGUGCGGUGGCCUCAUCUACUUUGUCCUCUACCUGCCCCACGUCCUCUGCUACGCCUGGAGGGACGUCAUGGGUUUUCAGGCCAAGGUUGCAGUGAGUUUGUUGUCAUGUGUGGCCUUUGGCUAUGGCUGUGAGAACUUCGCCAAGUACGAGGAGCAAGGCGUCGGUAUUCAGUGGAACAACAUCAACAAGAGUCCAGAAGAGGGAGAACGCUACACCUUCAUCGUGUCCAUCCUCAUGAUGCUCUUUGAUGCUGCCUUUUACUGGGUGCUCACCUGGUACAUUGAGAAUGUCUUUCCAGGCCAAUAUGGAAUCCCGAAGCCGUGGUACUUCCCUUUCACUGCAUCUUACUGGUGUGGGACAGCCUCAACGACUGACAUUGACCCCGGCGUGCUGCAGAACUCCACCGAACAUAACGACUAUCUGGAGAAACCAUCACCCAAUAUGAAAGCAGGGGUCUCAGUCCGCAAUCUCGUUAAAAUCUACAAGACCGGAAAGAAGCUCGCCAUUGACGGACUGAGUAUGGACUUCUACGAGAAUCAGAUCACAUCUUUCCUCGGCCACAAUGGAGCCGGAAAAACAACCACAAUGUCAAUUCUGACAGGACUGUUCCCACCUACAUCAGGAACAGCUCUCAUCAACGGACACGACAUCCUCACUGACAUGGACAGCAUCCGAAAGUACUUGGGAAUGUGCCCACAGCACAAUGUCCUGUUCGAUGACCUGACAGUGGAGGAGCAUAUCUACUUCUACGCCAGGUUGAAAGGACGCAGCUGUGGCGAGGUGAAAAUUGAGAUGGACCAGAUGAUUAAGGAUGUCGGUUUAUCGCAUAAGAGGAAGGAUCUCGCUAAGAACCUGUCAGGUGGGAUGCAGAGGAAGCUGUCCGUGGCUAUAGCGUUUGUUGGCGGCUCAAAAGUCGUCAUCUUAGAUGAGCCCACAGCAGGAGUCGACCCCUAUGCCCGCAGGGGUAUCUGGGAACUGCUGUUAAAAUACAAACAAGGUCGCACCAUCAUUUUGUCAACACACCACAUGGAUGAGGCAGACAUCUUAGGUGAUCGCAUCGCCAUCAUCUCCCAAGGCAGGAUGCGUUGCUGUGGCUCCUCACUCUUCCUAAAGAAGCGUUUUGGCAGCGGCUACUACCUCACUCUGGUCCGAGAUGGGACGGAGAAGAUGGCAGCUCAGCGUGAUGGUAUCAUACACCAUCAGUCCAAAGAGGAGGAAGACUGUCCUUCGAGGAACGGCAGCCCGGAUGAUGGUAUCGGCAGCCAGAGCUGGGACAACUCUGAUCCCUCAGCAUAUUUGACAGCUGUGGAUCAAAUUGUGCGGCGCCAUGUCCCUGAGGCGGUCUUCUUGGAGAGCAUCGGUCAGGAGAUCACCUACAUACUGCCUUACUGUGGAGCCAGAGAUGGGACCUUUGCUUUGCUGUUUCAAAUGCUCGACCAGGCCAUGGCUGACCUUGGCCUGACCAGCUACGGCAUCUCUGACACCACGCUGGAGGAGAUAUUUCUUAAAGUGGCAGAAGAUAGUGGAGUGGAUGCAGAAAUACCAACAACAAAGGAGCUGUUGGUGAGAGACUGCAAAAGAGGCUCCCGCACAUCCAAGCGGAACAGCAUCGCCAGCGUCCACAUGAAAACAGAGCAAGUCUCUGGAAUGAGUGAGUUAAAGGAAAAGUUCACAAGUAAAGUGGAAGACGUACAGAGGAACGCCAGUGUCAGUGGGAGGGGAUCCACGGUCAUCACCGGAUGGGAGCUGAUCAGGAGGCAGUUCCUGGCGCUUUUUAUCAAGCGCUUUCACCACGCCCGAAGGAGCCGCAAGGGACUCAUUGCCCAGGUGGUCCUGCCUGCUGUUUUUGUGUGCCUGUCUCUGAUCUUCUCGCUCAUCUUGCCACCAUUCACCGAAUAUCCGAGUCUGGAGCUGCAACCCUGGAUGUAUGAUUUGCCUCAAACCACCUUUUACAGCAAUGAUGGGCCAGAUAAUGUGGAGGUGUCUAAGGUGGUCGAAACCUUGGUGAACAAGCCUGGCUUUGGGAUUCGCUGCAUGAAUGGAGACCCAAUACCGAAGUUACCAUGUUCUUCCAGUGGCUCCGAUUGGUUCACUCCAUCCGUGGAUCAGUCCGUCACUGACAUCUUCCUCAACGGGAACUGGAGCAUGUCCAACCCCUCCCCCUCCUGUCAGUGCAGCACGCCAAAGCGAACCAUCAUGUUACCUGACUGUCCACCUGGUGCAGGGGGGCUCCCUCCACCUCAGAGGAUUCAGAACACAACAGACACAUUGUUGGAUCUAACUGGACGGAACAUGACAGACUUCUUGGUCAAGACUUUUGAACGCUCGGGUAAAACAAGGUACGGAGGCAUCUCCGUCGGAGGCAUCAACUCCCAAGUCCGUCUGAGCGAGGCAGAAAUCGAAGCUUCAUUCAGGGAUCUAACAGACCUAUUCAGUUCCUUUCAGGAUAAUGUGACUGACCAGAUCUUCCAGAAGGCUGAGACGCUGCUGAAGAAGCUGGGAACCAGGGACAACCUAAAGGUGUGGUUCUACAACAAGGCAUGGCAUGGCAUGGCGUCCUUCCUCGGUGUGGCAAACAACGCCAUCCUGAGGGGAAAUCUGCCGGUCGGACAGGAUCCCAGCAAGUAUGGCAUCUCUGUGUCCAAUCACCCCCUCAACCUCACCAAGCAGCAGCUCUCCUACGUGGCCAUGGCCACAACCUCGACUGACGUGGUGGUGUCCAUCUGCGUUAUCUUUGCCAUGUCCUUCAUCCCUGCCAGCUUUGUCCUCUUCCUCAUCCAAGAGAGGGUGAACAAAGCCAAGCAUCUGCAAUUUGUCAGUGGAGUAAACCCAGCCGUCUACUGGCUGGCCAAUUUUGCCUGGGACAUGUGUAACUACAUCAUCCCGUGCCUGAUUGUGAUUGUGAUCUUCCUCUGCUUCCAACAAAAAGCCUACGUUUCACCUCCUAACCUGCCUGCUUUGAUUCUGCUGCUUAUUUUGUAUGGGUGGUCCAUCACCCCCUUGAUGUACCCCGCCUCCUUCAUCUUCAGCGUGCCCAGCACGGCCUACGUGGUGCUGACCUGCAUCAACCUCUUCAUCGGUAUUAACGGCAGCAUCGCGACCUUUGUAAUGGAGCUCUUUGAUGAUGAUAAUGUCUCCCGCAUCAAUGACAUUGUGAAGAACGUGCUGCUGAUAUUCCCCCAUUUCUGUCUGGGCAGAGGACUAAUCGACAUGGCCAAGAACCAGGCAAUGGCCACCCUCUUCAGCGGUUUUGGAGAAGACCGUUUCGAGGACCCACUCAGCUGGGAAAUGGUGGGAAAGAACCUUUGCGCCAUGUCCAUUCAGGGAGCUGUCAUGUUUACCGUCACAAUCCUCAUCCAGUAUAAGUUUUUUUGCAAACCAAGGCUCAUUUCAGGAAAGUCAUUAUCUGCGGAGGAAGAGGAUAUCGAUGUUGCUCGGGAACGCAAGCGCUUGUAUGAAGGGAAGGCCCAGAACGACCUUCUGAGCAUCUAUGACCUCACUAAGGUAUACUCUCGGAAGAGCGCCCCUGCUGUGGACAGGCUAUGUGUGGGAGUACCUGCCGCAGAGUGUUUUGGCUUGCUGGGAAUCAACGGGGCUGGGAAAACCACCACGUUCAAGAUGCUGACAGGAGACAUCCCAGUCUCCGGUGGAGAGGCCUUCCUAAAUGGAUACAGCAUACGAACCGAAAUGAGGGACGUGCACCAGAACAUGGGCUAUUGUCCUCAGUUUGAUGCUAUUGAUGAACUGCUGACUGGACGAGAGCAUGUGGAGUUUUACGCCAGGUUACGAGGGGUACCAGAAAAAGAGGUCACCAUGGUGGCCGAGUGGGGGAUCCGGAAAUUGGGGCUGGUCAAAUAUUCCAGCAAGUCGGCAGGAACCUACAGUGGCGGGAACAAACGCAAACUUUCUACAGCGAUAGCCCUGAUCGGUUGUCCUCAAGUGAUUUUCCUGGAUGAACCAACAACCGGGAUGGACCCCAAAGCCCGGCGCUUCCUGUGGGACUGCAUCCUGAGCGUCAUCAAAGAGGGACGAUCAGUCAUUCUCACAUCACACAGUAUGGAGGAGUGUGAAGCACUGUGCACACGCAUGGCCAUCAUGGUCAAUGGGCGCUUCAAGUGCCUCGGAAGCAUCCAGCAUCUGAAGAGCAGAUUUGGUGAUGGCUACACUGUGAUUGUGAGGGUUGGUGGCUCUCCUCCUGCGCUGAAGCCAGUAGAGGACUUCGUCCAGCAGUCCUUCCUGGGCAGCGUCCUGAAGGAGAAGCAUCACAACACACUGCAGUAUCAUCUCCCAUACACACAGGGGGCUUUGGCCAACAUCUUCAGCCAGUUCACCAGCAAUCAGCAGAGGCUGGGUGUGGAGGACUACUCCGUGUCCCAGACUACGCUGGAUCAGGUCUUUGUGAACUUUGCGAGGCAACAGCACGGGGAAGAGGACUCUAAGGCCUAUGACAACGCAGUGGACACUUCAGAUGAGCUGCCAAUGAAGUCGGUGAAGACCUCCCAAGAAGCAGAGAAGGUGUAACACUCAUUAGACACAUUACAAUUACAGUGGGGCUGGCAAUAUACUUUAAACAAGCUUGAAUUGGGCUCAAACUUUAUGCAUAGCAUUGUUUAGACACCAAGUGCAACAAUGACUUGUACUGUAAUUGUUUGUGUUAUCUUCCAUAACCACCCUGAAUUAACCUUCUCUAACACAACUCAUCUAAAUCUCGAGUUACAGUUAGUUCACACUGCAAAAACGUUUAAGCUCUCAGGCCUUCUGUAUUUCCUUCAAAUAUUUAUUCUCCUGGAGACCACCUUUUCUCAGUUAAUGCUGUCUCUGCAAAGUCAACACUAUAGACUGCAUAGAACUUGGAUGUCGUCUCCGUAACCUCAGCCAUAGGUCUCUGAAGAGCCGUUGUAAAGCUCAAAGUGGUUUGCUCCAGCUGUCGCCAUUUUGGCAGCUCCUGAACAAGAUGAAAAUUAGCUAUAGUGACCAAAACUGUUUUUGAUCCAGGCUGUACACAAAGAUAAUGCAAACAAGUUUGCUCAUAUUUUAGUAGGGAUAAUCCUGUCCUCCAUACAUAUUGGUAGGGACAUGACCCCACCAUUCACAUGCAAAUCCAAUUGUAUAUGCUACAACUGAGACAACGCCAGUUUUAUAGUUUUUAAUAUAUUGCCGACCUUAGCAUAGUGGAGGAGAGUGUGAGGACCAAAUGAUUCUGUGAAAACAUCAAUCUGCAUAAUAUUUAGGACACUCCAGGAUUGAACAUCAAAUUUGUUUGUGUUUGAGAUUUACUCGUUGUUUAUAAUGAUCAUAUUUUGAAAUAUAAAACUGUAUAAAAGAGAGAAGCUUUCCCUGAUGUUUUUAGGUUGAUGUGAUCAGGUCAGAUAUUAGGUCACUUAUGUUGAUAUUUAUACAUAUCAAUAAAUAUCAACAAGCGACUAAUCUAAGAAUAUUUGUCUUAAAUAAAAACCCCAUUGAUCAACAGUUAGUUCCUACCUCAUAUUGUGAUUUAAAAGGCACUGUAAUGUUUGAUUUUGAUUAGAAAUGAAUAAUAACAACUCUGUCUGAUGGCUUUGAACAUCUGAAUGAGCCUCCAAUCAGCUGUAGAUGCUGUUUAAUCAAAGACAUUGAGGUUCCUGCAGUGGGAAGAUGAUGAGUCAGUCAGAGUCAACCAGCUGUUAAACAUGUUGGGUCUGCUAGAAAGACAACACAUCGUAUGUGUGCACCAGUUUACAGAGAACUACUAUUCAGAGGCUUUGUGACUAUAACUGGAGUUACUGUGAAUACAUUUUGUCACAAUGUGCCUUUUUUAAACUGCCAUGUUUGGAAACCCUUUGACAAUCAAUAGGCUCUGGCAGCAUGUCUUAUUUACAAUGUUAAAGGAGUAGUUCACCCACAUAAUCACCAUCAAUUACACUUUGUAACCUGAGUUAUACCGCACGAGUUUUGUGUGACUUUGUAAAGGGGAUUUUUUAAUAUAGUUUUGCUGAGAAAAACAAGGUUCUUUAACAGAUAAAACAGCAUUAGUUCUGGUAAUAUGGAUUUCCUAUUUUACUUACGUUACUGUUGCUACACCUAUCGAGUUUACCAUUUCGAUAAAUGCAGUUUAAAAUGAUGUCUGCCUUUUUUUUUCACUUGGAAAAUUAAUGAAUUUUUUUUAAACUGUAAUUUGGAAUGAAUGUCAUUAAUGUUUUAAAUAAAUUAUACAACAUAGCUGUGAUAUGUAUAGAUAUUGCAUUGUAUACUACGUGAACGAAAUGUAUAAAUGGUAAAUGGUAUAUACUGCUUAUGUUCAACAAAAUAGAAUGUUAAAUAAUGUUUUAUGUGCAAUCUUGACUCAAGAAUAUUUACUUUUAAAUGUAGAGAGUAGUUCAUAGCUACAUUCUUUUCAACAUUAUGUUCUGUACUGUACAACAUUAAGAGAUUGUAAUUGGCCUAAUGAUUAAUAACCUGAUGCUGCUGACAUUACUUGCCACUUACAGUCACUCUGGCUUACUUUGAGAGCUCGACAUCAUUUUUAUGCUGUGCUCAAAUUACUGUCAUGCCCGUUGCAGAGAAUAAUGCAUCCUAUGUACACUGAAUCCU
This is a messenger RNA of Anoplopoma fimbria (sablefish), 8778 nucleotides long. RefSeq names its product phospholipid-transporting ATPase ABCA1-like. The record is from RefSeq and is a predicted model, not a curated record. NCBI's taxonomy places the organism in Eukaryota, Metazoa, Chordata, Actinopteri, Perciformes, Anoplopomatidae. The transcript has 49 exons. Gene Ontology annotation, molecular function: ATP binding; ATP hydrolysis activity; lipid carrier activity. Gene Ontology annotation, cellular component: membrane; intracellular membrane-bounded organelle. Gene Ontology annotation, biological process: transmembrane transport; lipid transport. Bases 1 to 6729 code for a protein of 2242 amino acids.